AUGAAGAACCAGUGGAGCCGGACAGCGAGCCCAGGGGAGCGUGGGAGAGUCGCCUUGUAUAGCGGGGAGCGGAGGGCCCGACAGGAGACCAGGGCCAAUAAGAAGUGGGUCAGACUGGCCACCGUGCUGCUCUACAUCCUGACCGUGUCUCUGGCGGCUGUCGUCCUCGUCCUGUACUACAGCCUGAUCUGGACACCAACGGCUGCACCAGGACUGACCAGGACAGGGGCAUCGGGAACCACGACCUCAGGGACCAGGACAAAAGAGUCAUCAGCAUAUAAUCCCAACUCUGCUGGACCUGAUCACAGCUCACAGUAUCCAUCCACCAGAGCAGCCAGACCGAGUCAGGACCAAGUUGGCUCCUCAUCCCCAGCCCUGAUCUCCACGGCGGCCCCUCCUGUGACCGUAGAGGAUCCUUCUAACCUUCCCACACAUCCAGCCAGGGACCGUGGAGAGGAAAUCGAAGGAUCUGCAAGUGAACCUCCUGGUCCCUUCACUAAGAGGGAGAAACCGGAAGAUGAUUUUUAA
Cheilinus undulatus (humphead wrasse) is the source of this 528-nucleotide messenger RNA. Its product is annotated as putative transmembrane protein INAFM2. The transcript has 2 exons. The record is from RefSeq and is a predicted model, not a curated record. The coding region runs from base 1 to 528 and encodes 175 amino acids. NCBI's taxonomy places the organism in Eukaryota, Metazoa, Chordata, Actinopteri, Labriformes, Labridae.